Molecule: messenger RNA, 1260 nt
Organism: Aspergillus homomorphus CBS 101889
Lineage: Eukaryota; Fungi; Ascomycota; Eurotiomycetes; Eurotiales; Aspergillaceae
Product: trafficking protein particle complex subunit 5
Exons: 2
Coding region: 96-890 (264 amino acids)
Biological process (GO): endoplasmic reticulum to Golgi vesicle-mediated transport
Cellular component (GO): TRAPPIII protein complex; TRAPPI protein complex; TRAPPII protein complex
Source: RefSeq, a predicted model, not a curated record
CUGUUGUAUGUUUUUGCUUGUUUUUGAGCUGAGUAACCAACCAAUCCCUACCUCACCCGCGGUCAUACACAAAACCAACACACACACACGCCAUAAUGGCCCAACCCCCGCGCCACGCGGCGAUGCUAUCCCUCAGCAACAGCAACAGCAACAGCAACAGCAACAGCAACAGCAACCUCUCCACGGCAAGCGACAGCAGACAACCCGCACACCUCGCGACGGCCUCGCAUUCCAGCACGGGGCUCCGCGUCCCCUCCAACCGGAAAACCAUCUACGACCGCCAUCUCAACCGCAGCCGGAAUGCGGAACUCAGCCGGGCUAGCUUCGCCUUCUUGUUCGCUGAGAUGGUCACCUAUGCCCAGCGGCGGGUGACGGGGAUUCAGGAUCUGGAGAGACGAUUAAACGAACAAGGCUAUCCGCUCGGCCUCCGACUACUGGACCUGCUCUUCUACCGCACGAUCUCAGGCUCGACCUCGUCGGCGCUGUCCAGCUCCUCGUCGACAUCGGCCUCGCCGCCCAACCGCCCGCUGCGCAUCCUGCCGCUCCUGCACCUCAUCCACGGCCCGCUGUGGCGGCUGCUCUUCAACCGGCCCGCCGACGCCCUCGAGCAUUCCGUCUCGCCCGACACGCCCAAUGAGUACAUGAUCACCGACAACGACCCGCUGGUCAACACGUACAUCAGCGUGCCCAAGGAGAUGAGCAUGCUGAACUGCGCCGCGUUUGUGGCGGGCAUCAUCGAGGGUGUCUGUGAUGGCUGCGGCUUCGAGGCCAAGGUCACCGCCCAUAACCAGCCCACUGAGAUGUGGCCUGGUCGAACGAUAUUCUUGCUCCGAUUCGGGGAGAGUGUGAUGGAGCGUGAGAAGGUGUUGGAGCGGGCGGGCGUGAAAUAGAUGAAGUAAUCUAUGACCUGGAUGUCACGGCUCACGGCUUGUUGGGGGAUGCGCCGCUGGUGCUCGUAUAUGGGGAUACUGCGAGGAGGGUCUCACGCUCUGGUAUUGCGGGCUGGGCUGUGUGAUACGCUGGAGCGGGUUGGUCCUAGACGUGGCCUAUGUUGCAUUUACAAUGGCGUUCAUGGAGUCUUUGGUCGUGUCAGACAUACGUUCAGACGCGAUGUCUAAUCUAGUCGACCACACACCGAGGCAUCAGGUGCCUCCUUAAUAGAUACAGGAGGAAAAAAAGAAACGUCAAUUCCCCAUAUGCAACACAUAAGCGGUGCCCCAUCUAUGCUCUCAAAAUACCCAACAACGCCAAUAGGAUAGA